Danaus chrysippus (African queen) is the source of this 537-nucleotide messenger RNA. The record is from the annotation of a GenBank genome assembly. Lineage: Eukaryota; Metazoa; Arthropoda; Insecta; Lepidoptera; Nymphalidae.
AUGGUUGGAGUUGACACCAUUCACGAUGUUAAGAUCGAUAAAGACACAAUUAUAACAAGAAACAUGAAUUUGAAAAAUAAAAAUGACAAAUCUUCAGAAGCACAGAUCGAGCAAAAAAAUGUAAGUCCCGACUGGUCUUACAGCUCUUUCCCGAAAGAUGUGAAAAAACAUGUCGAUCAAUUCAAACGUAACAUGUCAGAAUGUCUAAAAGAAGUUCAUGCUAAUGAUAAGAGACCGAUAAAAAGACUUUCUCCUAAGAAAGAGUCACCUGUACACGGAGAUUGCUUGAUCGCCUGCGUUCUUAAACGAAACAGCGUCAUAGAAAACGGAAAGAUUCAUAAAGAAAACCUUAUAGCACUGGUGAAGAAAUUUUACGAAAAAGAUGAAAAAUUGAUGAAGAAACUGGAAAAAAAUCUUGACCGAUGUAUUGAGACGAGUGCUCGUGACAAGGAUGACUGCGCUGUAGCGGCGCGUCUGAACGAAUGUACUAAUGAUAUAAUGACGAGUAAUAAACACAAAAUUGUUGUUAAUUAUUAA